AUGCCUCCUACCCCGGUCGCCAUCAGGGAGGCAAAGCCCGUAGUCAGGCUCAAAAAUAAAGAUGGCAGUUAUAAAGAGACACAAGAAGCCGACAUGUUUGCAUCCCGUGGCGGAAAGCCAGAUGGCCUUUUGGACGACGAAAGAUGGCUCCCUGUGACUGGAGAUCAUACACACAUAUACCCGUACUCAGGACCGAUCGCAGAUACAAGCUUCAACACGAACGGUACAAUAACCAGGCAUCACAGGUUGUGGAAUCCCGGACCGUUCGCCGCCGGAGGUUCAAUCUACACUAGAGUUUUGACACACCCCCAUACGACACACAGACUCGUUGCAAGGGCUUGCAUGUCCGAGAGAAGCGAAGUCGGCGAUAUAGCAAAAAAGUGCAGGAAAGAGCUCGGCAUGACCUCAUUCCAGGGAAUAACCAUAAAAAGCAACAUUCGAUGUCUUUAUGUGGGCAUAUCCGCCCUCACCUGUUUACCAGUUGUAUUAUGCAAUUCACCCGACUGGGAUGACAGUAGCCUCAGCACCGAUGAUGUGAAUGAGUUUCGCGAUUUGGUAGUGGAUUGGGAUACACUUAGCGGUGCCAAGGACGUCAUCUGGACAGAGAACAUGCUCAUCCCAGGAAAUAUCGCCUAUCUCAAAUCUGCACUUGCCAACAAACUACUUGAUCAAGAAAAGCAACGUUUCCUACAGAUAAUGAUGCGAGAGAACGGCCUUUUGCAACGUCAGUUGAAUCCUGCCGGUGUCGCAAAAACACUUCCUUCGAGCGAGUCUGCGGAGCGGAAACCAGCGAUACGUCGACUCAUGCAAAGUGGGUAUGAGUAUCACAGCCUUCAUUUCGAACUGUGGUGGCCGCCUAUGGCCGCGUUGAAGUUUCCUCAGGAAAUGAUCGAUGCAAUGAAUCGCUUCUUGGCCCAGCACCCCCAUGACAACGUCCCAAUGAACAUUGCACUGGCUGCCACGAUUAUCUACCUAGAUCUGGCAGACAAAGGCUGGCCCAGCGAAGGCUUUGCGGGUGGCCCCAAUGUCCCUCUAGAUAUCAGGCCUCCUCCUCUCGGCCAGUUCGUGCUGUACUUUCCCCACAUGCUGCGGUUUGUUGAGAUCAAACACCUCACUGAGUUCAUACACCCAGGGCGGUUCGCAGCUGGCCAAUACAACAAAGAUGGCAGCACUUUCAACGGCAUCAAGAUCAAGUCUAAUUUGAUUGAUCUCAAGAGAAUGCGACUCUGGUAUUCCCAGGUCAGAUGUCGCUACCCUCAAGUGUCGAAGAGCCACAGAUUCCGUUUGAUUCCGGCUUCUAUGCCAGGCACUCACAUGGUAUUUCCAUCCGAUUGUAUCGACGCAGAACCCCCAUCAAUGGAUCUCUUCAGAAUGUGUUGCUUGAACGACGUUCGGACUCUAGGACUUCCAAGCUAUCAUCAUCAUGUUAUUUAUAAUGAUGAAGAUUGUGGAGUAUUUCGCCACAUAGCCGGCCCAGAAUGGCUCUUUUCGAAACAUCUCCAGGCUCCUACUCAUUCCAUUAACAAAUACCCAGCAGCGACCUAUUGGAGACCAGCGUCAGCUACCCGGUUCAUGGCCCUGACUGGUCAGGCAAGGAGGAUUGACGCAUGGUUUCUUGACGUUUCAUCCGACUACUAUGUCGACAACAAACCUAUCACGGAGUUUGUCGAGCGAUAUUUCGGCAACGUGGCUUGCUACACCCAAGAUUACGAUUAUUGCGAGCACAAUUCAGAACAUUCUCGUAACAAGCGCUCCGCUCGUGCAAAAGAGCUUUACCGAGUGGCUGCAUACCUCAAGAUCCCUGUCAACAGACUUUGGCAGUCUCCAAACACCGCGUGUCCUGUAUGGGAUGACAUGGAGGCUCAACUUCACCAGCUCAAGGAACAAGGGCUCUUGGAGUUCAUCAUAGCCAACAAUAAGACUAUUCCCGCCAACGGUGAGCCUGAACGUGCAGCGAAGCGACCCAGGCUUUCAGAGCCUACAUCUCUAUUGAGUGCAGCUACUAAGGCACAAAUUGAAACGCUGAUGUCAAGCGCCACAGCUUUGUCACGAGAUUGGGAUGCCUUGAAUCUUCAUUUUCUCGAAGGCGAGCCAACGAUACAAGAGGCCAGACGGUUGCUAUCACAGGUGCAUGCGUUCAUUCUCAACCUAGAGGAAUUACCAUGCACAAUCUCGGACAACGGCCAUAACGGCAAAGGCAAUCUGGAAGAGGUAUUGAGGCUCGCAUACAAAGCUGCCGGUCUCGACCCACGACUUGGGUUAGCGAGACAUGAGAGGAACUGGGCGUCACAGAUUUCUGCGUUUUCCCAAUUCGGCCAGUCGAUCGAGCGGGCUGUCAAGGACCUCAUCGUACUAAAACCCCUUGAGGACGGGUACAGAUUUGCACUACCGGCCAUUGUCGCUUUGGCGAACUCUCCUUUGGUCCAAGACCAGAUCAGGAUCUACAAAGAGAUUGAGGCACUGUUGAAGGAAUAG
Messenger RNA from Fusarium poae, 2475 nucleotides. RefSeq lists its product as uncharacterized. The transcript has a single exon. NCBI's taxonomy places the organism in Eukaryota, Fungi, Ascomycota, Sordariomycetes, Hypocreales, Nectriaceae. Bases 1 to 2475 code for a protein of 824 amino acids. The record is from RefSeq and is a predicted model, not a curated record.